This is a messenger RNA of Acyrthosiphon pisum (pea aphid), 1767 nucleotides long. RefSeq names its product piggyBac transposable element-derived protein 3-like. The record is from RefSeq and is a predicted model, not a curated record. The transcript has 2 exons. Bases 1 to 1767 code for a protein of 588 amino acids. Lineage: Eukaryota; Metazoa; Arthropoda; Insecta; Hemiptera; Aphididae.
AUGGCUUUAAACGAAGAACAAAUUUUGGAUUUAUUAAAUGAUGGAUACAACAGUGAUAUUGAUAUUCUGGAAGAAAACGACGAUUGCGACGAUGAAUUGGAAAUUCUUUUACAGAAUUUUGAAAACGACGAUUUGCUUGGGUAUUUAGAGGCACUUCGUGAAGAAGAAGAUCAACUACAAGUAAAUGAAGAUAUUGACGAAACGCAUGAAAUUACAGCGCCAAAUCAUACACCAGGUACAUUAGGACUUAAUUUUGUUCAAAAGAAAGACAUAGAGUGGAUAAACACACCUUGUAAUGCACCAAUAUUAGAACUUAAUGAUUUAGUUGUUGUCGACCCUCCAAUAGAUAUGCCAACGCCAAUUGAAUAUUUUAUGAAUAAUAAUUUUAAACCCACAAGUGCUACAGAAAUAAAAUCCCUAAUUGCUAUUCAAAUGAUAAUGGGUUGCUUGAAAUAUCCUAAAAAGGAAAUGUAUUGGACACGUAAAUAUCGUGUCAACAUUAUUGCGGACACAAUGACCAAAAACCGAUUUUUUUCUCUGAGACAACAUAUUCAUUUAAUUAACAAUUUGGAUAUACCUAGAAACAAUAAAGAUAAAUUUGUUAAGGUACGUCCUAUUUUUGACACUUUAAAUAUUCGCUGUCAACAAUUACCAGUUGAAAGAAACCUGUCAGUAGAUGAACAAAUUGUACCAUUUAAAGGGAAACUUUCAGUAAAGCAAUAUAUGAAAGGAAAACCAAAUCCUUGGGGGAUAAAAAUAUUUUUACUUUGUGGAGAAAGUGGAAUCGUGUACAACAUGAUUUUAUAUCAGGGAAUGUCAACUAAUAUAAAUGAAGAGCUACAGAAAAAUUUUGGUUUGGGUGGAGCUAUAGUAGUUUGCCUAACGCAAAAUAUUAGUGAAAAUCGACACUUUUUAUAUUUUGAUAACUUUUUUUCGUCUUAUAACCUUUUUUAUGCGUUACUACAAAAAAAAAUUUAUGCUGCCGGUACUGUAAGAUUGAACAGAUUUUUCAAACCGCCUAUGAUGCCUGAUAAACAAAUAUCAAAUUUAGGAAGAGGUACCUCAUUUGAAAUCACGUCAAAAUUAGGUAUAAGUUUGCUAAAAUGGUUUGACAAUAAACCAAUAAAUAUUGGAUCGAACUUCAUAACAUCAGGCACACCGGAAUACGUCAAACGGUGGGAUAAAAAAAAUAAAGAAUUUGUGCAUAUAGAAAGACCCGAAGUAAUAAAAUUAUAUAACAAAUCAAUGGGGGGUGUUGACAAGCAUGAUCAGCUAGUCAGCUACUAUAGAAUGCAUAUGAAAUCAAAGAAGUGGACACUUCGAAUGAUUUUUCAUGCAUUCGAUAUGGCGGUGUCAAAUUGUUGGCUGGAAUAUAUAAAUGAUGCAAAUGAGUUGAAGAUUCCUAAAAACAGACAACUUGCUUUAUUGGAUUUUAAAAGCAGUCUUGCCGAAGAACUUAUUCUUGUUGGCCGACCUACCCCACCAAGAAAACGCGGCCGUCCAUCAUCAGCAUCGCCUAGUGUUUCAAAUGUUGACAUGUAUGAUAUAUCGCCCAAAUGCGCCAAAUCUUUGGAAUUUAGACCUUUGCUAGCUGUCAGCCAAGACCAGACAUCACACUACCCAAAAUAUGAUGGAAAGAAAGAGGCGACCCGUUGUAAAGAAAACAAAUGCACAGGUAAAACUCAUGUAGUAUGCAGAAAGUGUAACAUUCAUUUAUGCUUUACGCCAAAAAAAGACUGUUUCUAUAACUUCCACAAUAAAAUAUAG